GUAAACGCUAAGCCCUUCUAGCUCCACCACCCAUCGAAAGUUUCUCGAAGCUCUGUUCAAACAUCUCCAAGAAACCACAUCCAAUCCCACAAGUACAAACCCCCCAGAUAACCCAUCCCCCAGCAUCUCGUCAUGGACUCGCGAGCCGUCCUCCGUCAAAUCCUUCGCGCACCGCACGCGUACCGCACCUCGUUUCUCACCACCCCAACGCGUCCCCAAACCCGCAACUUUGCGCUCCUGUCCCCAGAAUUGCAGCACCAGCGGUACAUCUCCGCCCCGCGCAUCCUGCAGCCGAGUUUCUGGGCGUCUAUGAUACCGCAACCUUUGAAGAACCGUUCGAGCGCUUCCCCGCAGCGAGGCUGGAAUCCUGCGACUCCUUACAUUAUACUGGCGUUGUUGGUGGGUAGCCAGGCUAUCCAGGUGAUUUGGCUGAAGCAAGAAAGAGGGCAUUAUCUCAGACAUGCCGAUGCCAAGAUUGGGCUGCUGAGGGAGAUUAUUGAAAGAGUGCAAAGAGGCGAGAAGGUGGAUGUCGAGACAGCUCUGGGGACUGGUGAUGCUGGUGAGGAGGCCGAGUGGGCGCAAGUUUUGCGAAACAUUGAGCAAGAGGAGAGACUGUACACUCCGAAGAGGGCGAGACUCGCUGCGAAGCAGUCCGCAGCCGAACAAGCUGCAGCAGCGGAGGCGGAAGCUGCAUCGGCGCCAAAGGACAAGAGCGAUGUUGAUGCGGCGCAGGGUGGGAAUGUGAAGGUGGAAGUGGUGGAUGGCGCCAAAUUUUACUGAAGAGAAGGAGAUCUGUUUUGAAGCUAUUUGACGAUAUAUCCUCUUUAUCCUCCGCCCACGACC
Molecule: messenger RNA, 843 nt
Organism: Periconia digitata
Lineage: Eukaryota; Fungi; Ascomycota; Dothideomycetes; Pleosporales; Periconiaceae
Source: the annotation of a GenBank genome assembly